AUGGCUGAUCAGCAUGAGGAAAACAUUCAAGAGGAGAAUGUUCAUGAUGAGGAGUCCGUUCAUAACGAUGCGAUACCCGCAGCAGGCGAAGGUCGUGGUCGUGGACGUGGACGUGGUCGUGGUAGAGGCCGUGGGCCAAAUUUUAAUAUUCCGGGCUUUGAUUUCGAACAAUUUUUAGCUGGCAUAGCAGCCAUGCAAACGAAUCAAGUGGAAGUGCAGAAUAUGCACAGAGAGCAGUUGGAUUACCAACAACGGAGAGUUGGUGCUAAUGUUGAUCGUGAUCUCGUUAUGGCUUACAUGAGGCUCAAGCCCAUGAAAUUUGAUGGAUCGAACGAUGCGUUAGAUUUCUUAGAGGAAGUAGAAAUGAAUGCUAGACGUCUUAAUGCUAAUGAAAGACAGUCUAUACUGAUGGUGGAGAUGUCAGUAAAAGGAUCUGCGAAGGACUGGUUUCAAAGGCAUAUUCAACCAAGUAUGGGAGAGAUGACUUGGAAUGAAUUUGUCACUCGAUUUAAGGAAUUCUUUCUGCCGUUUUCAGUAACGGAGAAUUAUCGAGAGAAACUGUUGAAUUUGAAUAAGAUAGGAAAGACGGUGCAGGAGUAUGUGACGGAGUUCACAAGAUUGAGUCGAUUCACACCUGAUCUGAUGUUGGAUAGAGAUAGGGUGAAUUCAAGGUUCAUUAAGGGGCUAGGACCCGAAUAUAUUGGAUUACUAUCUGAUGUCAGGAAGGAUUUGGUGCAAAUCAUCGAUAGUGCACGUCAGAUGGAAAGUACUUUGAUCCAAUUUGGAAAGAUCAAUGUUUCUGGUGAGCUCGUAAGAGAAGGAACUGCUAGUUCGAAUACGAAUAGGUUCAUUGGACCAUAUCGUAAAGGAUUUAAGAAGGGAAAGAAAGAUAGGAGAUUUAGUGCGUCUGGAUCAAGUUCUAGUGGACGAAGUUCAGGAGGAAUAGUACCACUAUGUAACACUUGUGGAAAGAAGCAUUUUGGGGUAUGCUUUAUGACGAGAGGUUGUUACACAUGUGGACAGCAAGGUCAUUUCUCAAGAGAAUGUCCUAUGUCUGGACCACAAGGUUCAAGUGCUAGUGUUGUUCAACCAGUGUUUCAACAACCUAGACCUGUAUAUUCUGCAGUGUCUGGGCAGGCACAGAACCAAAAUGUGUUUAAUGGACAACGUGGAAGAGGAUAUGGUUUUGGAAAUCGUGGUGGAGGAAGGACCACAGGCGGACGAGGAUCUGGAGCAACUGCUAGCGGAGGGCAGGCUAGAGUUUUUGCGAUCAAUCCUCAAGAGGCGAAUGCGUCGAACGCGGUAGUGCAAGUAGCUACACCUGUAGGCGAAAGCAUAGACGUUACUGUAGUGUAUCCGUCGUGUCCUGUGUUAAUUGGAGAGCGAGAAUUGCUUGCGGAUUUGUUGUUGCUUAAUGUCUUAGAAUUCGACGUCAUCCUAGGAAUGGAUUGGUUGUCGCGACAUUAUGCGAAUGUGGAUUGUAGAGAGAAGAUAGUGACGUUCCAUGCACCUGGAACUGAACUUAUCUCUAUACGGGGAGAGAAGUUGGAAACCCCAAAGAGUUUAGUCUCGGCUUUGAAAGCGAGAAAGAUGUUAAGUAAAGGAUGUCAAGGAUUUUUAGCUCUGGUACGAGAUGUUCAGAAGGAAGUUGGUAAUGUGAAUGAUGUACCAGUAGUGUCGGAGUAUUCUGAUGUGUUUCCAGAAGAGUUACCUGGAUUACCACCAGAUCGAGAGAUUGAAUUCUGUAUUGAUCUAGUUCCUGGAACAAGUCCAAUAUCGAUACCUCCGUAUCAUAUGGCACCAGCAGAACUAAAGGAGUUGAAGGAUCAAUUAGAAGAAUUGAUUGAUCGUGGAUUUAUACGACCAAGUGUCUCACCUUGGGGAGCACCUGUGUUGUUUGUAAAGAAGAAGGAUGGAUCUAUGAGACUCUGUAUAGACUACAGACAACUCAAUAAGGUCACAAUCAAGAAUAAGUAUCCUUUAUCCAGAAUUGAUGAUUUAUUCGAUCAAUUGCAAGGAGCGAGGUACUUUUCGAAGAUUGAUCUGAGGUCUGGUUAUCAUCAGUUGAAGAUCAGAAAUGAUGAUAUUCCGAAGACUGCAUUCAGAACAAGAUACGGUCAUUAUGAAUUUUUGGUGAUGUCAUUUGGAUUGACAAAUGCACCAGCGGCUUUCAUGGAUUUGAUGAAUCAGAUUUUUAAACCGUUUCUAGAUCAAUUCGUGAUAGUAUUCAUAGAUGACAUCUUGAUUUAUUCGCGCACAGAGGAGGAGCAUGCGCAACACUUAAGGAUUGUGUUACAAACUUUGAGAGAUCAUCAGCUUUAUGCCAAAUUCUCGAAGUGUGAAUUUUGGUUAGAAGAAGUAGCAUUUUUGGGACAUGUAAUAUCUCAAAGUGGGAUUAAGGUAGAUCCUAAAAAGAUUGAAGCGCUAACUCAGAAGAACGCGAAGUUCAUUUGGAAUGAUCAAUGUGAAGUGAGUUUCCAGAAGCUGAAGGAGUGUUUGACAACAGCUCCAGUUCUGGCAUUACCAGAAGGUAGUGAUGGACUUACAGUCUAUUGUGAUGCUUCUAGGAUCGGGUUAGGAUGUGUACUGAUGCAACAUGGUCGAAGAGAGCUGAAUCUCAGACAGAGAAGGUGGAUGGAGUUGCUAAAGGAUUAUGACUGUACGAUACAGUAUCAUCCUGGCAAAGCUAACGUAGUGGCUGAUGCGUUGAGCAGAAAAUCAGCAGGAAGUUUAGCUCAUGUUACUUUAGUUGAGAAGAGACCAAUGAUUAGAGAAGUGCAUUUGUUGUUUGAUCAAGGGGUUCAAUUAGAGAUUUCGUAUUUAGGGAGUUUGUUAGCUCAAAUGACGAUUAAACCUACAUUGAAUGAUAAGAUUAAGGAACUUCAGACAACGGAUCCUCAACUAAAUCAUGUUAUUACAGAAGUUCAAAAGGGAAUGAACUCUGAGUAUAAUUUGAAAGGUGUAAUCCGAUUUGGAAAGAAAGGAAAGCUAGCGCCGAGAUAUGCAGGGCCUUACGAGGUAAUUGAGCGAAUAGGAGCGGUAGCUUAUAAGUUAGCAUUACCGUCUGAGAUGUCGCUAGUACAUCCAGUGUUUCACGUGUCGAUGCUUAGGAAGUAUAUUCCUGACCCUCAUAGACUUAUUCAACCUCAGGAGGUUGAGAUAGACGAGGAGCUAUCUUAUGAGGAAGAACCCGUAGAAAUUGUGGAUACCCAGAUUAGGAAACUCCGUAGUAAGGAGAUACCUAUGGUAAAAGUGCUCUGGAGGAGCCGUACAAUUGAGGAAUGUACGUGGGAAACAGAGGCGGAUAUGCGGAAACGAUAUCCCCACUUGUUUGCUCAAGGUAAUGGUUUGUUUUGA
Mercurialis annua (annual mercury) is the source of this 3357-nucleotide messenger RNA. RefSeq lists its product as uncharacterized. Bases 1 to 3357 code for a protein of 1118 amino acids. NCBI's taxonomy places the organism in Eukaryota, Viridiplantae, Streptophyta, Magnoliopsida, Malpighiales, Euphorbiaceae. The transcript is spliced from 4 exons. Gene Ontology annotation, molecular function: nucleic acid binding; zinc ion binding. The record is from RefSeq and is a predicted model, not a curated record.